UUUGCCAAGUGACAUGAUGCUCAUAUGAUGUCAUCUUCCCUCCUACUCCAGGGUGAAUGUUCUCAAAUGUGCUACAACAUUUUCAUUGUGGAAUCAGUCUGCGUUGGAUGGUUUUCCUUGGAAUUCCUCUUGAGAUUUAUCCAGGCACCAAGCAAAUUUGUGUUUCUGCGGCACCCUCUGACAUUAAUUGAUAUAAUUGCCAUCCUGCCCUAUUAUAUUACUUUGCUACUGGACAGUGCUUCGGUGAGUAGUAAUAAAAAGCCAAGCUCUGGCAACAUCUACCUGGAUAAGGUAGGCCUGGUACUCCGUAUACUCCGUGCCUUGAGGAUUCUCUAUGUCAUGCGGCUCGCCAGGCAUUCACUAGGUCUGCAGACCCUGGGACUCACGGCUCGUAGGUGCACACGUGAAUUUGGACUAUUGCUGCUGUUCCUUUGUGUAGCCAUUGCACUUUUUGCUCCCCUCCUGUAUCUGAUUGAAAACGAGAUGGCAGACUCUCAGGAGUUCACCAGUAUUCCUGCUUGCUAUUGGUGGGCCGUUAUCACCAUGACAACAGUGGGCUAUGGCGAUAUGGUACCCAGAAGCAUCCCAGGCCAGGUGGUGGCUCUGAGCAGCAUCUUGAGUGGCAUCCUUCUUAUGGCCUUUCCUGUCACUUCCAUCUUCCACACAUUUUCUCGUUCAUACAUUGAGCUAAAGCAAGAGCAAGAGAGAAUUAUGUACAGGAGGGCCCAGUUCUUAAUGAAAACCAAAUCCCAGUUAAGCAAUGAAUCGCAAGGGAGCGACAUAUUUCCGAAUGUGUCUUCUGAGACCAGAGACAGUGUCUGAUAACGGAAGUUUCUACGUCUGCCUGUUGCUGGGAAGCAGGAAUAGCUUUCCUCUUGGCAUUUGCGUCUGGAGGCACUUGGGAAACCUAUUGUACAAACAACGUGCAAAAGGCUUAUAGCCAUGAUGACAGUGAGAACUUAACCAUUAUGCAUAUCCACACUAUUAUUAGGACUUGAAAUAAGAUUACUGCUUUUGGGCAGACUCCACAAAGGAGGAGUGACUUCUUCAUAAGAUCACAAAGCCAUUUGAAAGGGAAAAGAAAAUGAGCAUUAUUGGCUAGAAGGAGAAGAGUGUAGAGUUACACACAGGCUGCAAAUAUUCCAUUUGUAAUAUAACAAAAUGAGCCAUUUCCCUAGAAAACGACGGUGAAUGUAACAGUUUGGUCAUUUGGUUAAUUGACUUUUCUUGUUCAUUUCUGUCAAGACAUGUAAACUUUAACCUUUCGUAGAUCCAAAUGAAUUCUUGGGUGUAUAACUCCAUUAUUUGUAAUGGAGUGAACAGUUUGUUCACAGGGAAGGUAAUUUCUGUUUUUAAAAAGUACAUUGUUAGUGUUUGCUCCAGAGUGCAGAGAGAUCUCUCCAUUUCACUCUUUCAGUUGCUGACAUCCUAAGCUUCAAAUGCAGGACCCAUUAACAGAUACAGAUCAUGAGAAUAAAUCACUUUACUAUGUUUCUCUUUUUUUUUUCCAGGCAUCAUUUAAAUAACAGCAGAAAGCUGGUUCCUAAGCAGCCAUAUGAUUACUUGCAGCUUGUUUUUUUUUAAAUGGGUGACUUUUCCUUCAAGAGAGGAAUAAACAAAAAUGUUUUCAUGGAGAUUUUGUGUAACCAAGUUAUAAGUUCCAUCAUGUCUGCCACUGGAACUUAGUUUUCUAUUUGCACAAUUUCCUCUUGGAUUGGUUGGAACUAGGGCGCUUUAAACCUUUCAGUGCCCUUCAUGCUCAUCAGCCUAUGAAUGAGUAUACUGUAGAGUUUUUCAUUUACUUUCUCUUGGAUACUGACUGUGCUGGAGUAGCCAGAAACGGUUUCCUGCUGUUCCCUCUAGUGUUCAUAGUAAAGGGAAAGUAGGAAUUUGCAAAAUAAGCAAGUGUGCAUUGAAAUAUUAUACUUUCCCAGCUAUGGUAUUUUAAAAAAAAAUGGGUAGAAAAAAAUAUCAAAUCUAGCUUUGUUGCCAAAAAUGUUAGCUUGUCACUGAUGAUAACGCCUUUAGAGGAGCAGAAGUAAUAAUUACUGGAAGCAACUCAGUAGGUUUCCCAUUAAUAAGACAUAAUGGCUUUCUGCUGCCUGCUUUGCCUUUUCCCAGUACAAUAAGCUUCAAAAUAAACAAAACAUAUAGAACACUAAAAAGCAGCUAAGAAUCUUUCCUAUGUAAUAAGCUUUUUCAUUUGGGUGUAAUGCACACCAGCAUAAAGCAGCUUGUUUUGCAAUAAUCUGAAACAGCGUCUUUCUUGGCCUGAAUUAAACUAUGUGCUUGGUGAAACCUAUAGUGUGACUUAGCCAUAAGCAAAAGACUAUCUUCCCUCUCCAUCCCCCAACUCCUCGCCCCACCCCAAAAGCUGGAUCUGGUUCCAGUGAGAAAAUUCACAUGACUUCAUCACAUGUGCCUUUGCGAUGCAGAUUCGCAUUCAAUAAACUAUUUCUGCUCAGAUAGCCUAGCUGAUGCCCUAGGGCUGGUUUUAUGCAUGAUACAUAAAGUAAUAAUAUUGUGGCUUAAUGUGAUCUAUGAAGCCAAUCAUUUUGGUCUAUGAACCAUAAUUUAUGCUUUGGUGUUCUAUGUGAAUGCAGCCAUCAUUACUUAUUGAGCAAAUUGGUAUUAUAAUGAACCAUGGUACAAAGGUCUUGUGCAAUUUUGUCAUACUAGGCAGAUAACAGUCUGGGUAGAUUACAACCCAGACUGACAACAAUCUAAAAUUUUGCCAUUUUUUUUAAUCAGCAACUUUAGUAUUGAAGAUGUUGCACUAUAAUGGAUGGAUGAUAAACUGUAUUUUGGCAAAGAUGGGAAUUUAACUAGAGAAUCUGCAAUGAUAAGAACAAUAAGGUCAGAUGGGCCUGAAUCCUGAAAUAAAAUUGGUCUUCUGUGAUUGAUCACUUACAAUGUACAAUUCCAAAUAAGUUACUGUUUCUUAUCAACUUUGCAAAUUCAAAGACUAUUAGUAACAACCCUAAUAACAGCUUAUUAACCAUCCAUCCAAUUUUUCUAUUCCUCGUUUCUUCUUAAAACUGUUCUAUAAUUCACAUUUAUUUUUGUAUACAACGUUCCCUAAACAUUACGUAUUUUAUAUGUCUUUCUAAAAUACAUAUUUGGAGGUAAGCAUAUCUGUUUUUGAAUGCACUAGCAACCACAACACAGUAUGUGGAAGAAAGUACAAGAAAGUAGGAAAAUUGUAUAUAUUAAUUGAGAAAAUAUACAUUAUGUUUGCUAAAAAUGUAGUCCAGACAAAACUAUCCAUAUUUGCCAAAUGACCUUGAUUUCUUUUGUGGAAGGAAAGUGCUGGUUUGUAUUGUGGUUUAUAUUUUCUGUCAGUUAGCUGGGACAAAUAGGGGAACUCUUUAUAGUGGUUUUAGCUCCAUGGUAUUUACAUGACAAAUCAAGUGCUCAAAUGAAAAUGCAUGCAAAUCUGAAAGACAAGGAACCAGAUACCACCAUGACACAUAUGAAAUAUGAUGUAUAUGAAUAGACAAUACUAAUUUACAAUGCAUAUCAGAACAUGGUGGGUUGGUCUCCCUCUCCCAGUUUAUUUACAACAGCAAGAAUUUGACAUAUUCUGUAAUAUUUCAGAUGUGGAUCCUGCAGGCCGGUCAUCUCCCUGUUUUUUCAAAAUUAAGUCUUUGGAGCUCAGGCACACAUAUAAUUGCAAGUUUAGCCAGUCGUCAGAAUCCAGGAUGAAUAAGGCACAUUUUGCACAAUGCUAGAUGCCAUUGUCAUUUGCCAAAGAAGCAGUCUUCAUUUUAGGCCAAGAAUCUGGCACAAAACUGUGGUAGUUGGUAUAAAAUGGGGCAAGAACUACAGCAGAAGGAAUGUACCAGCACCUUGGCAGCUGGGGCAUUCUAAUGAAUCCAUCAUUUAUCUUGGAUGAUGCUGUUUAGCAAGAGGUAACCGUCUUCCCCCUGCUAUCUCAACAGAUGGAGCACCAGUAGCAGUAGCUACUAAUAAGGCUGCAGUCUUGCUCAUUUUACCUUUGCUAUGAAGUACUUUGAAUGGCGUACAAAUAAGUAAACCUGCAAGGGACUGGACCUUCUAAAACAUUAUUUAGUUUGUUUUGGCCUUGUACCUUGCAAUUAAAUUACUUUCAAUUUUAAAUGAUAAACAUUCAUCAAUCUGUAAGAAAUUACUUUUUUUUUUAAUUUUCAGAACGUCAAAGUUGGCAUGCUAAAUUAAUGCUAAAUUAAAACUGCGUAUCUUGACUCAGAAAUCAUAACAUUAGCACUGAAGCCCCAUAAUAUCACCACUUCCAAAUGUGGAGAUUUAACAUUAACUCUAACCAGAAUUUAAAUGUACUUGAUUUUUAAAAUCUAUUAUACUGUAUUAAGAUUAUUAAAAAGAAGGAAUUUCUCUAGCUUGAUGGGCCCAUUUUUUUUAAAGAAAUAAAAAAGCACCUCGUGUUUUUUUUUUAAAUAUCAUUGGAGCCAAGAUAUCAUCUAUGAAAAAGCAAUGUUAUUUUAGAAGUUAACAACAGCGUGCCUGGAAUUGCCACCUGGUAUAAAGUGUGGUAAGUAUGAAAUGGAAACAUGAAAUAUGUGACAUCACAUAAAAAUCAGUUUUUAUCAGUGGCAAUUAAAGGCUGCUAUUUUGUUUCAUUAUCUUGUAUGCAUUUGUGUCUUGCCAUAGUGUGGAUAUUUUCAACUCAAGCUGUAGUUGAUUUAAUAAAAACGAUAUUUGAUUUUCA
Messenger RNA from Crotalus tigris (Tiger rattlesnake), 4705 nucleotides. Its product is annotated as potassium voltage-gated channel subfamily G member 1-like. The transcript has a single exon. Gene Ontology annotation, biological process: regulation of delayed rectifier potassium channel activity; potassium ion transmembrane transport. Gene Ontology annotation, molecular function: delayed rectifier potassium channel activity. NCBI's taxonomy places the organism in Eukaryota, Metazoa, Chordata, Lepidosauria, Squamata, Viperidae. The coding region runs from base 25 to 822 and encodes 265 amino acids. Gene Ontology annotation, cellular component: membrane; voltage-gated potassium channel complex. The record is from RefSeq and is a predicted model, not a curated record.